Molecule: messenger RNA, 1289 nt
Organism: Rhodamnia argentea
Lineage: Eukaryota; Viridiplantae; Streptophyta; Magnoliopsida; Myrtales; Myrtaceae
Product: DNA-directed RNA polymerase III subunit RPC6-like
Exons: 2
Coding region: 327-1067 (246 amino acids)
Biological process (GO): transcription by RNA polymerase III
Cellular component (GO): RNA polymerase III complex
Source: RefSeq, a predicted model, not a curated record
CCCGGGCACCGUCGCCCCUGGCCAUUGCCUUCAUCUCUGUUGUCGCUAGUCAUUGGCAGUUGAACCUCUGCUGUGGGCUGAUGAUUUGCUGCUGCUCGAAUGAAGUUUUGAGCAAGGACAUAGAUAAACAAGACUUCGGAGGCUUAAGAUCCAUGUCGAAAGCUGGAUUUUACUUUUGAGCUAAUUCUGAAUUUCUUAUGCCACACUUUGUCAGUGUGUUCAUUUGUCUAUGUUUUGUGGUUUGUUUCGUUUAAUUGAAUUGAUAAUUAAAGACAAUGUCACAGGGUCAGUUUAAGUUGUAGAUUUCAUCACUUUGUACUUGAUUGAUGAAGGGUUUUCUUGCCAAGAUUUUGCUGAACAUGAAAGCAAUGAGCAAAAGGAAGCGACCAGACUUGAAAGUUCCUGCUCCGUACAUGACCGAACAAGAGAAGAUCCUCUACAAUCUAAUCCAGAGUAAGCAAGACUUGGGCAUCUGGUCGUGGGACAUUAAGCGGGAGACUAGCCUCCCUGACAACGUCGUUGACAAGUCUCUCAAGUCCCUCCGCAGCAAACUCCUGAUCAAAGAGGUUGUCAAUGUCCAGUUCAAAGGGCGAAAGCACUACCUUGCCUCCGAGUUUGAGCCCUCCUCUGAGAUCACUGGCGGGAAGUGGUACAACGACCAGGGGUUCCUCGAGACCGAGUUCAUCAACUUCCUUAAGGACCAGUGCUUGAAGCACAUCCGGAAUCUGAAGAUUGCGACCGUGGACACGGUCGCGAACGCUGUCCGGAGGUCCAGGGUUCUGAAGAUUGACUGCUCUAGUCAGGAGAUUGGGGACAUCGUCAGGGCAUUGGUUUUGGACAAUGACGUGAUCGAAAUGAGGAGCAAUGGACUGGGGGAGUUUGCUUCUGUCCCGACUGGUAGGAUGUGUUAUAAGUGUAGGAGGUCACCUGAUGCCAUGAAGGAACCGAGAGUUGGGGUGAUGGCUUGGAUACCUUGCGGGGUCUGCCCACGGAUAGCCCGUUGUAUGCCUGGAGGCACCAUUUCUCCAAUGACUUGCGAGUACUAUAGUAAGUGGUUGGAUUUUUGAGUGAUGACCUUCUUUGGAUGUGUUUGCUGGCAUAAGAUAUAUCAGUGUUCUUCUAUUCGAAAGGCUUUGUCACUGGAAGACAAUUUAUUUGUGUGGCGUGUCAGCAAACCUUUGCAUUGCAGCCCUGUAAAUACCUGCUAGUAUCUGAUACUUGAUAUUCAUAGAUGUAGAAAUAUUAUUACUUUCUCAUGUCAUCUAAAUGCUACUUGCUAUUUCCACUGA